CUCUUUUCUGUUUAUUCUUUUUUUUUCUUCUUUUUCUUCUUUUGUGACAUGACUUUACCUUUUCCUUUAAUUCUUGACGGUGGAUUCGCGACCGAAUUAGAGCGUCAAUUUGGCAAAGAUCUUAGAGGCAGACUAUGGUCAGCAAAAUGUUUAGAUGAAGAUCCUGAAGCCAUCAAAGCUGUGCAUAUAUCUUAUUUUGAAGCUGGAGCCAAUGUAGCAACUACUUGUAGUUAUCAAGCAACAAUUGAAGGAUUUUUGGAGGAAGGCUUUAGUCAAGAGGAAGCUGUUGGUUUGAUGAAGAAAAGCGUCCAGUUAGCACGUGAAGCUCGAGAUGCCUAUAAGCAUAAACAUCCUGAUGAUACUGAAUCAAGACUGAUCGCGUUAUCCAUGGGAUGUUAUGGUGCAAAGUUGGCAAAUGGUGCUGAAUACACUGGUGACUAUGGGAAUAUUACUAAACAAGAUCUUAUUCAUUUCCACAAAGAUAGAUUACUUUUAUUCUUACAAGAGCCUGGUAUUGAUUUAAUUUUGUUUGAAACGAUUCCAUCAGCCUUGGAAGCAGAAGCUAUAAAAGAGUUAAUCAAGACUUGGAAGGAUGAAACAUUACCACCAAUAGGUAUCGCAUUCUCAUGUAAAUCGGAUUCUCAGAUAUCGGAUGGAACAAACCUUGAAGAAUGUAUUGGAUACUAUGAUAAUCUGGAGCAAGUGGUAGCUAUUGGAGUGAACUGUACCAGUUUGAAAUACAUAACAAGCUUAGUAACGAUAUUAGCAGACAAGCAACGACAAACGAACAAGGCAGUACUGGUUUAUCCUAAUAGCGGAGCGAUCUGGGAUGCAGAAGAACGAAGAUGGGUGUCUGAUUCCAAAUUAUCUAUGGAAAUGUUUUAUGAAUCGAUGGCAAACGCUGUGGAGAAGUGUGGUACAAAAGUGAUGAUUGGUGGUUGUUGUGGUACUCAAGUCAAUCAUAUUCAAUAUCUUCGGGAAAAAUUAUUUAUUUGAUAUUAGAAUAGAUUAUUAUAUUUUAUUAUGAAAAUAAAACUUAUUGAUUUACAUAUCUUU
This is a messenger RNA of Halteromyces radiatus, 1056 nucleotides long. Its product is annotated as Homocysteine S-methyltransferase. The transcript is spliced from 4 exons. Gene Ontology annotation, molecular function: S-adenosylmethionine-homocysteine S-methyltransferase activity; zinc ion binding. The record is from RefSeq and is a predicted model, not a curated record. Gene Ontology annotation, biological process: S-methylmethionine cycle. Lineage: Eukaryota; Fungi; Mucoromycota; Mucoromycetes; Mucorales; Cunninghamellaceae. Bases 49 to 996 code for a protein of 315 amino acids.